Molecule: messenger RNA, 1816 nt
Organism: Rosa chinensis
Lineage: Eukaryota; Viridiplantae; Streptophyta; Magnoliopsida; Rosales; Rosaceae
Product: leucine aminopeptidase 2, chloroplastic
Exons: 5
Coding region: 795-1679 (294 amino acids)
Biological process (GO): proteolysis
Cellular component (GO): cytoplasm
Molecular function (GO): manganese ion binding; metalloaminopeptidase activity
Source: RefSeq, a predicted model, not a curated record
AUUUUAGAAACGCGGGGUCUCUCCCUCCCUCCUCCCCUGACUCCUUCCAGACCCUCCUGACCGAGCGGGAUCUUUGGCGCUCAGCUUGUUUCGUAAUUUUUUCCCCUCCUUUUUCUUAUCUUUUACUUUCCCAUCUCUCUUCUAAUCCGCUCACUGUCAAAAACCCAGAGCGAAGAACACACCAAAACCCAAACAACCAAAUCUGAAUCGGACCUCCACGAUCCAUCUUCGCCAUCCAUUUCGUCAUCCUUCUCAUAUCCUGCUCCAUUUAUUUUGAAAUCCAAUCUAGACCCAAAAUCCCUAAUGCUCAAAUCACAAACCCUAACACCUCAGCCCCAAAUACGUCCUUCAAUCUCACAUGCUCUCUCUUGAUUCUUUAAUCCCUUGUCUUCUCCAGUUUUCGUUAAGGAUUGGGUUAGUUCUAUGAGGGUUGAGUUAAUUAUCGACUCAUGACAGAUUACCAAAGACAUUGGAAGAAAUAUUGAUUUCCAGAUCACCGAGCUGUUCAUGACUAACCAUCUCAUUCUGGUUAUUCUGCUUUGCCUCGUUUUGGAAAGAUACCAAACAUGUGGUAGAAAUUUUGGGUUGCAAGUCCCAAUCUGAGAUUGAACCGUAAAAAUCUCAUUCUUGCCAUCCUGCUUUGCCUCAUAUUGGAAAGGUUGCCGGUGUUUCUAUUUGUGUUGGGGCUUGGUAUAUUUGUUUCUUCUUUUGCUAAAGAUCACAUAGAAAAACAUAUACAGUACCUUGAUUGUAACUAGAUUUUGUUGUGUGAUGUAUUGAUUUGAUUGUGAUUUAUGAAGCUCACUUUCACGACGAAAGAGAUUGAUGUAACAGAAUGGAAAGGGGGCCUGCUUGCGGUUGGUGUUACAGAGAAGGACUUGGCGAAAGAUCAGAACUCGAAAUUUGAAAAUCCGAUAUUGAAGAAGCUGGAUUCCUGUUUGGGUGGGGUGUUGGCUGAUGUCUUGACUGAGGAGGACUUCACAGGAAAGUCUGGCCAGUCUACUGUUGUUAAGCUUCCUGGUCUUGGCUUGAAGAGGGUUGGCUUGUUUGGGCUUGGACAAUCUGCUUCGUCUACAGAAGCUUUUAAGGGUCUUGGGGAGGCUGCAGCAGCAAUGGCAAAGACUGCUCAAGCAAGUGAUAUUGCUAUUGUGCUUGCUUCCUCGGAGGGGCUUUCUGCGAAAUCUUGCAAAGCUUCUGCGAUAGCAUCUGGAGCUGUUUUGGGGAUAUAUGAAGAUAAUAAGUAUAAAUCUGAGUCAAAGAAACCAGCUCUUAAGUCUGUGGACAUUCUUGGUCUUGGAACUGGACCUGAACUUGAGAAGAAGCUCAAGUAUGCUCAAGAUGUUGCUUUUGGAAUAAUACUUGGGAAAGAGCUCACGAAUUCACCUGCCAAUGUUCUCACACCCGGGAAACUAACAGAAGAGGCCUCAAAUAUUGCUUCCUUAUAUAGUGAUGUUCUAUCUGCAAAAAUAUUAAAUGAAGAGCAAUGCAAAGAUCUGAAAAUGGGUUCCUAUUUGGCUGUGGCUGCAGCCUCAGCAAAUCCUCCACAUUUUAUUCACUUGACCAACAAACCCCCUGGUGAACCUGCUAAGCUUAAAUUAGCAUUGGUGGGUAAAGGUCUGACUUUUGAUAGGUGGUUACAGAUUGACUUAGAACAAUGUAUUUUUUACCCUAGACUCUAGUCCUCAUAAGUCAUAACUCUUGGAAUAGAAGAAUAGCAUUGUUAGUAUACAUUAGAUGCCUGUAAAUGUUGUGAAGUCCUAUAAGUGGUUGGUAUUUUUUUAAAUAAAAGUUCAAUGCUUCUCUUAUUUGUCUAUUA